AUGCCAGCUGAAAUCAUCGACGUUCACUCUCUCAGCGCCGAGGGUUUUCCCAUUGCAGACAUCCCGACGCAAAUCAUGAACGGUCUUUCUCGGCCUUUUGGACACAAACAACUCCCCACUAUGCUCCUCUACGAUGAACAGGGGCUCCAGCUGUACGACGACAUUACCACUGCUGCUCCAGAGUACUACCUCUUUGCAGCAGAGGAGGAAAUCCUUAAAAACAAUGCCCACCAUAUCGUUCAAGCCAUGCAUAGAGGAGCUCAGAUUUCCCCAGACGAAGUCAUUGUUGAGCUUGGCGCGGGAUCUUUGCGAAAAACAUCGCAUAUACUACUAGGACUUUCUCAUUUUGUCGGCAAAGAGGCGCCUUCAUCGGCCAUUACUUACUAUGCUCUUGACCUCGACAAGCACGAGUUGGAACGGACCCUUGGAGACAUUUCAAGAUCCGAAGUCGGCAAAAAGCUGGUCGGCAAAGUCAAGACGAAAGGAAUGUGGGGCACGUACGAGGAUGGUCUUAGAUUUAUAGAACAUGGCGGUCUAUUUGCUCGCCGCCUCCCAUCGGUGGAUUACCAAUUUUCUUCUCGAGAACGCUCUCCAAUUUCACCCAUUUCAAGUGCUUCGUCCACCAGUAAUGCCUCCUUGACCUCCAUGUCAGAGUCAGGCUCGUCUAUGCCCUCAACCCCUGAAGGCUCAAAGCCGCCCCUUCAUGUUGUAUUUUUGGGUUCGUCAUUGGGCAAUUUUUCGAGGACAGACGCCGUGUCUUUUCUUUUAUCGCUGCCGUUACGCGCUGGUAGCGGAGACACUCUUCUUAUUGGCCUGGACCAUGACAAUGAUGCUGCGCUCAUCGAAGAAGCAUAUAACGACAGCCAGGGCUAUACCAGACGUUUCAUCUUUAAUGGCUUGAGGGCAGCUGGUCGGAACUUAGGCGACGAGAAUCUGUUCGAUGAAAGCAAAUGGGAAUAUGUCAACACCUACAAUUCGGAUGAACGCUGCCACGAGGCCUUUUUUAGGUCCAAAUGCCCCCAAAUUAUUCGAGAACCUAGAACCGGCAAAGUCAUUCGAUUUUCAAAAGGCGAAUUGCUGAAAAUUGAGGAAUCAAUCAAGUUUUCCGAUGUGGACGCAUAUUCCUUGUUUACCGCCAGCAACCUGAGGCCAGUUCAGCGCUGGACUGACAAGAAAUCACAGUACUCGUUAUGGCUAUUAGAAAGGCCUCCUUUCAGCUUUCCAUUACUCGUUUCCCCAUCCCACCCUUCGACAAAAGGUACUAGGCUUUCUUAUUCUCCCUUUGGAGUACCAUCUCGAGAAGAAUGGAACGAACUUUGGUCCUGCUGGGAUUUUAUUACAAGGCAGAUGAUACCCUCGAGUAUGUUAUAUCAGAAGCCAAUCGACCUACGACAUAUUUGCUUGUUUUACUUGGGCCAUAUUCCUACAUUUUUGGACAUUCACCUCUCAAAGUUACUUCAACAGCCCCAUACUGAACCAGAAUCGUUUAAGCGUGGGAUUGACCCAGACGUAGAUGAUCCUACCGAAUGCCAUCCUCAUUCUGAAGUACCGAUCAAAGAUGAAGACUGGCCAAGUCCCAUUAAUAUUGUGAAGUUCCAGGCAUCGGUUCGAGCAAGAUUAAUGCGUCUGUAUGAUGACAUUGAUUCUGGGCGAAUCACCUUGACUCGCAAGAUAGGACGCGUUUUGUUCAUGACCCUUGAACAUGAAGCCAUGCACGCAGAAACCUUGCUGUACAUGCUAAUUCAACGAGCGGGGAGCGGAACAAUACCUCCUCCUGGUUUCGUUGCUCCUCCCUGGGAAUCACUGGCUGUCACCUGGCAAGAAAUUCCAGCACCAGCGUCGAGUACUGUUACUUUAGGGCCUGCAACUGUGAGCCUUGGGCAUAUGGAUUUCGAAUCAGAUGAUGAGACAAAUUCCGACGUCGAAACCCACGAAUUUGGAUGGGAUAACGAAACCCCGAGGCGAGACGUCUAUGUAAAUCAAUUCAGAAUUGAAUGGAGGCCCGUCACAAAUGGAGAAUUCCACCAAUUUUUUUUCGGAGAAGGGAAAGGGAAAGUAGAGUUCCCAGCGAGUUGGGUUGAAGACGACGAAGGAAUCAAAGUCCGGACGUUGUAUGGGCCUAUUUCCAUUGAUAUUGCUCGUAACUGGCCUAUUGUAACCUCUUACAAUAACCUUUCAACCUAUGCCAUGGUUAAAGGGGGGCGCCUUCCUACAGAAUCGGAGCUUGCUCUAUUUUACGACAAAUAUGAAGCGGGAUAUGAAGGUGGUGCUAAUGUUGGUUUUCGGAAUUGGCACCCUGUCCCUGCAACAACCGGCGGAGAGCGAGCUGGUGGAAAAGGUAUCAAUGGUGGAGUCUGGGAAUGGACCUCCACUGUUUUUGAUGCUGUUGACGGUUUUGAACCCUCGAAAUUAUACCCUGGGUAUUCUAUGGACUUCUUUGAUGGAAAACAUCAAGUUGUACUUGGAGGUUCAUACGCUACUAUUCCACGGAUUGCCGGUAGGCGUAGUUUCAGGAAUUGGUAUCAACGAAACUACCCUUACACCUGGGCUGGUGCUCGCGUCGUCUAUGACGUUUCCGUUUGA
This is a messenger RNA of Psilocybe cubensis, 2583 nucleotides long. RefSeq lists its product as uncharacterized. The record is from RefSeq and is a predicted model, not a curated record. Lineage: Eukaryota; Fungi; Basidiomycota; Agaricomycetes; Agaricales; Agrocybaceae. The transcript is spliced from 11 exons. Bases 1 to 2583 code for a protein of 860 amino acids.